Molecule: messenger RNA, 1341 nt
Organism: Naumovozyma dairenensis CBS 421
Lineage: Eukaryota; Fungi; Ascomycota; Saccharomycetes; Saccharomycetales; Saccharomycetaceae
Gene: CSG2
Product: mannosylinositol phosphorylceramide synthase regulatory subunit
Exons: 1
Coding region: 1-1341 (446 amino acids)
Biological process (GO): intracellular calcium ion homeostasis
Cellular component (GO): endoplasmic reticulum membrane
Molecular function (GO): enzyme regulator activity
Source: RefSeq, a predicted model, not a curated record
AUGAUGAAGGCUGUCGCUCUAUGGUUCACUAUCGUCUUAGGAUACGUGAUACAGACAAAGGGCUUCUCUCAUAUUCAGUCCAAGAGAUACCCAUCAAACGUUCAAACCCCACUGCAUUCGAAUCCAAACAGAGACUCGUAUUCAAACUCAACGUCUGCCCCUACACUCCAUGGUAGAUCAAACAUUCCUAAUGCAACUGCCACUACAGCUACGGGUGAACCCCUCAAUUCACACACUUUGACGGUAUAUCUGACUUUCAUCUAUUUCGCAUCAUGGUUAUUAAUUCUGCCUAUUUCACGUAUAUGGAAUGAAACUACCUCUUCUUCCACUUUCUCUACCGUGUCUUCUAAUGAUAAUGAACAAUUAUUACCUCUAUCUAUGAAUGAUCCAAAUGGUAAUAGUUCCUCAUCUUUAUCCUUAGAUGAUGGUGAUACCAAUGACGCUACUUUAGGAGAUAAAAUCAAGAAAGAAGAAGAAUUUAGAGUCUUAUCUCCGUCCACUUUCAAAUACGUGUGUAAAUUAUUCAUCUUAUCCUUAUUGGCAGUCAUCAACGUAUUCACAUACAAUUUGGCAUUGUCUUUAUCUCCAGCUUUUGAUGUCGCUUUAAUUGAAAACACCUCCAUUUUUGAAAUAGUCACUUUAUUAUAUGGAGUUUGUAACGUAUCAAGGAAAAAUUAUAUCUUUAGAAAUUUCUUCGUCAUGAUGAUUGCAUUAAUUGGUAUCUUGAUUGUUUCAUAUACAAAAGCUACAUGCGAUUUAUUAGCUGGUAAAUUAUCUAUUAAUCAAGAUACAGGCGAAGUCACUGAUCCAUUCCUUUUCGAUAGAUUGAAAGGUGCUUUGAUUUGUGGUCUUGGUGCGCUAACCAUAGGUCCAUUCGCAGUAUUAUGGAAUUAUUGGUUUGCAACUACCACGGUUACUAGCCCUACAUCAAAAUCCGUUAAAAAGGCUACUUUAACUGAACAAUCUUCGCAUUUGGCUUUGAUUGGUUGUAUCAGUAUGUUCCUCCUAUUACCAUUCUUACCAACAUUACCAUCACCAAAUGAGUACAUUUCACUACUUUAUAGUGAUAAAUCAUUCUGGUUAACCAUCAUGGCCUCAGUAAUGUUCGGUAUCCUACCAAAUGUUAUCGCUAUGAUUGAAUUAAACAAUUAUGCUCCUCCUGAAUACUUAACUACAUGUUUCCUGGGAAUUAUCAUAUUUAUGGGGUUAGCUGAUUGGAUUUGUGAGCCUACUCAAACUGUGAUCGUUAGAUGGGAAGUAAUUGGAUAUAUUAUGCUGAGUAUUAGUUGUGUCAUCUUGGCUUUCACCUUGGGUGAAAAACCAAAGAAGUUUGCCAUCUAA